Physella acuta is the source of this 7126-nucleotide messenger RNA. Its product is annotated as Na(+)/H(+) exchanger beta. NCBI's taxonomy places the organism in Eukaryota, Metazoa, Mollusca, Gastropoda, Physidae. Gene Ontology annotation, molecular function: sodium:proton antiporter activity; potassium:proton antiporter activity. Gene Ontology annotation, biological process: potassium ion transmembrane transport; proton transmembrane transport; regulation of intracellular pH. Gene Ontology annotation, cellular component: plasma membrane. The record is from RefSeq and is a predicted model, not a curated record.
CUAGCCGGGACAUCAACAGUCAAACAUGUUUACCAAACGCUUUAUGCUGGAGCUAGUUCAAGCAGUAAAAAAAUAAGCCGUGUUGUUCCGUUUAAGUAUCGUGGUCAAGAAAAUGUUUAAAGAUCUUGAUGAGUCCAGUAGCUGUUAGCGAUGGUUGACUAGGACUGACUUAUCAGAACAGGAUAGUUUUGAAGGAAAUAAAAUGGUGUGUGUGCUACAGAGCUGGUAUAGAGGGGUUUCCCCCCGGUUGCCACAGUUACCAAUGUGUCACCAAGUUGUUGGAUUAUUUAUAUUCUUUCAUUCAUUUUUGUGUGCAACUGCGGAUGCUGUAAUUUCCGAUCACACUCCUGAGAAUGUGUCAACUCAUGGAAAUGACACUGCACAUUCAAAUAAUUCAGGCGCUCACAGCAAAGGUCAUGGUCACCACGGGGCCUUACAUGUUGCUGCUGUUGCAUAUGAAGAAGUCAAGGAGCCUAUUAUAUUCACUAUUGUUGUAUUACUGGCAGGGAUAAGUAAAAUCGGUUACCAUCAUGCAAAUUUCUUAUCCAGUAAAAUACCUGAGUCAUGCAUACUUAUCAUCCUAGGCACUGUAUUUGGAGCUGUCAUUCAUUUUACAGGUCUGGCUGAAAGUUUACCAACAUUUUUCAAGCCUCAUGAGUUUUUUAUAUUCUUGCUGCCUCCCAUCAUCCUGGAGGCAGCUUUCAGCCUUCAUGACAGAACCUUCAUUGAAAACUUUGGCAGCAUCUUGCUGUUUGCUGUGCUGGGAACAGUGCUUGCAUGUGCAAUGUUGGGAGGAACUCUGUAUGGCCUGGCAAAAGUUGGUGCUAUGGGGGAGAUAGGGGACAUAAGCUUUGUGCAGAUUAUGGUGUUUUCCUCCCUUAUUGUAGCCGUGGACCCAGUGGCUGUGUUGGCUGUAUUCAAUGAGAUUGGUGUCAAUCAUGUUUUAUAUUUCCUUGUUUUUGGAGAAUCACUACUUAAUGAUGGUGUGACUGUUGUGUUGUACAAAGUCUUUCAAGCUUACAAUGUGAUGGAUGAAAUCACAGGAUUGCAUAUUUUUCUAGGUGUUGUAAAGUUCUUUGUUGUUUGCCUUGGUGGCCUUCUCAUUGGAGUUUUAGCUGGUAUUGCUACAGCUGUUCUGACCAAGUUUUCUACAACUGUGAAAGUUGCUCAACCACUUAUCAUUUUCUCAAUGGCCUACUUUGGAUUUUUGAUGGCUGAAAUGUUUGAGUUUUCUGGCAUUAUUAGCAUUAUAGGCUGUGGUUUGACCCAGAUGCAGUAUGCGUUUCACAACAUUAGUGACAAGUCUCGGACUACCAUUAAAUAUUUUACCAAAGUUAUCAGUUCUGCCAAUGAAAUAAUAAUCUUCCUGUUUCUGGGCCUUGUGAUGGUGAAUGAUGAGCACGUCUGGCAUACUGGCUUCACCCUAUGGACCAUAUUCUUUUGUCUCUUCUUCAGGUUUAUCAUUAUAUUUGGAAUGUCAAAAAUUAUCAAUUGGCUUGAUGUGUAUCGUGUCAGGAGAAUUGGGUUUAGUGAGCAGUUUAUGAUAGCUUAUGGAGGUUUACGAGGAGCUGUUUGUUUUUCUCUGGUUGCACUUCUUGACCCCAAUGAUUUACCGGCCAAAAACAUGUUUGUUACCACAACGUUAUCUGUUAUUAUAUUCACUGUCUUUAUUCAGGGCAUCACCAUCAAACCUCUGGUCCACUGGCUGCAGAUAGGUCUGGCACCAGAGAAGGAAUGUUCCAUGUAUUCUGAGCUGAACACACACAUUACUGACCACUUGAUGGCAGGGAUAGAAGAAAUCAUUGGUGACCAUGGCAAAAAUCAUUUGCGGGAAAGGCUGGAACAAUUUGACACCAAAUACCUCAAGAAAUGGCUGCAGGUGGAUCCAGACCCGAGGGAUGCCAGCUUGAGAGAGUUCUAUGAGAAUUUACUUCUUAAGGAACAUUACAAGUACUUGAAGCUAAGUGGGGCCAAAACACCAGAAGAAGCUCCUGAGCUCUGGCGCAGAAGAAACAGAGGGAGGAACAAAAUAUGCCCACCGUUAAAAAAGUUAGACCUGAAUCCAAGGCCACAUGUCAACACAGAAAUGAUGUUGUCCACCCUGGGUGCCACCACACCCUUAUCACACUAUGCAGAGCCUUUCCCUGAGAAAGUUGAACAACAACGAACACCCAAGGCCAAGUCUAAAUCAGCUCCUUCAACUCCUGCCAUUACCAUAGAAAUGGAACCAAUUGAGUUGAGGAAAGGUCGUUUUGGACGUUCUAAAUCUGUAACUGCUGCGACAGAUAUUGAUGCGAAACAAUUACGUGGUUUAUUGCUAUCAACAAGAAAUACCAGAAUGGUCAAUUCUCAUUAUGACAGGAAUUUGACCGGGAGAGAUGAAAAACACACUGAGAUACGCUUGAAGACCAACAGGAAUCGGAGGCUGAUGCGUCUGGUCAGCGAGGAUCCAAGGUCAAACGCAAACGUACAGAGGCGCAUGUCGUGGUCGGAUGCAGAUGCUGAGGUUUGCGAACAGCGGGGGGUGUCACGCACCAAGGCACCCCUGAGGCAGGCCAUGACAGUUGACUACGGAAAACCAGCUGAUCCACUUUUUGACCCCGCUGAACUUGGGUCACCUAGAUCCCCCCUGGGGUCGGUGUUUGAAGAGGAGGAGAACGAAAACCAACCGAUGAUUGACGUGGAUGGUAAAAGUAUCACACGGGGCGGGCCGAGACGGUCUAGCAGCAAGCACAAGCUGGAGAGGCAGAUGGGGCUGGACAAGACUGGCCCCGAGGUGGACAGUGCGUCACAACGCUCGGACGAUAACGACAACCAGAAAGUGCCUCUAGUGUCUGCCACAAAGGGAGCUCAUGCAGUCCAAAGCAAGUUAGAGUCAAAAAGGGGAAGUCUGUGAACAUCCAUGGCUCAUGCAGUCCAAAGCAAGUUAGAGUCAAAAAGGGGAAGUCUGUGAACAUCCAUGGCUGUUGUGUCUACAUGUAGUCCAAAGCAAGGUAGAGGUUGAAGACUUAAUUAAUUAAUUGUUAAUUACCCUGUAAAUGGUUUCAUUACAACAUUGGGGAUGUAUCAUUGGGGAAAGUGGUGUAUGUUUUGUAUGUAACUGACUUGCUAGAUGGGGGUAGAGGUUGAGAAUUGCUGGUAUUGUUUACAUUUCUAUGUGCCUGCUGUUAUUCAUGUAGCCUAAAUGUGUACUCUCUACAUAUUUUAACAAAAUCUUUCAGUUUCUAAUAUUUUUUCUGAAUUUUAGAUCUCAUUUGUAUUACAAAAAUUUAAACGACUGAUCAUAUAGUAAACUGUAAUAAUUUUAUUUUGUUUCUUAAAAUUAAUGGUUGCAAGAUAAUCCUAUUCCGAUUUAAUUAUUUUCACUUGAAGUGUUAUGCUUUCAAUUCAUCCAUGAAGUCAAUGCAAUUAUUGAAUUCUUUAUUCUGAUAUAAUUGACAGCAGAUUAAGAGGGUACGAUCCUACUAAAGUAUUAAUCCAUUAUAAAGAUUUUUUUAGCAUUUUUGUAUGUCUCAGGUUAUCAUAAUUCAAUGAGAUUCACCAAAAUUUCACUUUUUUUUUUAUGAACAUUCAGGCAAAAUAUAUUCCAGGGUAAUUUGACAUUUCUUUGAACAUAAAAUAUCUAUUAUUUUUUAAUAUUGUCAUAACUAGUAACCAUUGGUUUGAUUAUUUCAUAUUGUGAAACCUUGUUUAGCUGCUUAUGGCAAGUAUUGAUUGAAUACAAAUCCUAAACUAAUUUUUUUCUCAUUUGAAACAAACUUUAUGAAAAGAUUAAUCAAGAUCAGUAGGCUACUUGACCAUAAAUACUUUAAGGCUAUUGAGAAAUAAAAUUGCUAAAUUACUAAUCAAACAGUUUUUUAUUAAUCCAUCAACUACUAGUAAUUAUUUUCUUUUGAAAAUAGUUAUAGUUUUGCUGAAAACUUCUUGGUAGACCCUCCAAAUUUGUGCCAUUUAGCAACCUCAACUUGAUAAAAAGUAACCAAAAAAACUAGUUAAUUAAUUUAAAAAUGAUGUGUUUGGUAGAUCACCAGAGCUAUUUGAUAGCAAGGAUAAAAUUACUUAUGGUAAUGGGAUUGUGUUAUUAUGUCUUAAGCAUUUUUCUAGAGUUUAGUCAUUUGAAUUAACUAGUAUAUUUUUAGUUAUGGCUUAGAAACCUAUUUUAAUUGCACUUGAUUUUUAAUUUUUUUCAUUGUCAUUCACUGUUUCAAGUUUGGGGUACAAACUCAAAACAUUGCUGAGUGACAUUAGGAACAAAUAAUUUAAUUUAACAUUUACACCCACAGUUUUGCUCAAAUGUCUGCAUAUUUUUUGUAUUGCUCAUUGUUUGGUGUAUCAUUUACUUAAAUUCAUUUUUUUAUUUUAUUUAAAAAAAUUGUUUUUCGUGAAAGAUACAGUAGUUCUAAAACUUGACAAAUUUAUGUGACGUUUAUUUUUUAAAAUAUUUAUACUCAAGACAGAGUAUCCCAAUUUGGUACAAAAUUGUUUAAAAUUUUAGCAUUUUGACCAAAAUAAACAUACAAUUUCAAUGUGACAAAUUUUAUCUACUUAGUAUUUACCAUGGUUUUAAAGAUUUAUUUUCUUGUAUUUCCGUAGUAAUCAUUGAUUUCUCACACUUUAUUGAUUGUUAUGGUGUAGUAAUUUGCUUGCUUAAGCUGUGCGCGAUUCUCUAGUAAUAUCAUUUUAUGGAUGUAAUUAAAUAAUUUCAAUUGAAUGAUACCAGUGAUAGCUAUAUUUGUAUGAUCAAAAUUGUUACAUUUUAUAUUUUAGGUUUAUGUCCCAAAAUAAAUUAUCUGCAUGUAAAUUUUAAAUAACUUUCAAACACCCUGGAUAAUGUUUUUUUUUUAAUUUUUUCUUUUUCUUGAACAAUUUUUAACAGAUCUGAUUCAUUCUGACCAUUCAGUUCAUGUUUUAUUUCCUGAUGGUCAGUUGGUCCACUCACCAUCUAGAGUAAAUCAAAAUUGUUUUGUCCCUUUCUACACACAAUUUUGUAAAUUUCAAUUAUUUAAAAUUGUUUGUUACUUUAGUAUGUGUUCACUAGAUAAAGACAGUGUUACAGAUGGAAGAAGUACCAACUAGAGGCAGCCUUAACUAACACCUGGUAGAACUAGCACAUGCAGUAUAGACAUAGACACACUUGUGCUUAUUGUAGGUAGAUUUCACAAGUUGAUUGAUUCAAAUUGGACUGUAUUUCUCUUGACCGCUUCAAUGUCUGCACAAAUUUAUCUGGCUUAGUCCCACCUUUAAAAUUUCGGGAGUAGUUGAACAAGUAUAGUUCUCUUUAGAAUUUAGGAUGAACAUGAAAAGGAACAUAUGUCUGUGUCAAAUUUGUUCUAAAGUGGAUCGGAGGUUAGUCGUUUUAGCUCCACUUUUCUUCUAGCUACUUACUAUGCAAAUCCUGUCAUUCUAUGCUUAUAUUUUUAUGUUGUCAGAAAACAGCUAUUUAUUUGUGAUAAAUUUGAAUGUAUACUGCACAAUAAUAUUUUGUAUUAACAUGUUUGGUGAGAACUGUUACUUGUAUGUAAUGAUGUUCAAAUUACUUCUAACUCUCAUGAGUUAAAUUUCAGAUUUUUGUAUACACAUCUGAUCAUGAAUUUUUUAAAAUCCAUAUAGCUAUACAAAAUUAUUUAACAUUUUAUUUUCACUCUUGUAUUAGAUAUAAAAAUAUAAUUAGUUUAAACAAUUUAAAUUAAUUUUUUUGUGUAUUCACUUUAUGAGAAACCUAAGCUGAAAUUGUUUUGAAAAUAGCAGCCCAUUUGAAGUUUGUUAAUUUGUAUGAUUAUGAUGUAGAGUGGAGAUGUGGUUUGGUUUAACCCAAGAUCUACAAUAUUCUGUCCAUCAGCUUUUUCCUAAUUAUUAUUAUUUUUUAAAUUAUUUCUGUACCUAUAUUGAAUUAUUCCCCUCUUAAACUUUAAUUAUCCUUUUUUUAUUUGUCUCUUUGUUGGUGUGUGGUCAAAUCGAUCAAUUUUUAAUGGAGCGAUUUUUUUUCACUUUCCAAAUAAAUGGAUCUUUAGUGACAAUGCAAAUAUAUCAUAUUUAACUUUUUUAAAGUCAAAAUGGGUUAUAAAUCUAAUUCACCUACUUAGCUUGUUUAUGAAAGGCUCUUGUAUCUAAUAUUCAUUUAGUCCAGGGGUCUCCAAACUUUUCAGUCCGAGGGCCGCAUUAACUAUCAAAUUUCAGUUCGGGGGCCAGUUAGUUCCAGACAUGUCUUUCAUUUUUCUGGGCAAAGUUCCUCAGUCAUCACCAACAAAAAAAUUUUCCGUGGACAAAAAGAUCUCCGCGGGCCGGAUGAGAUGACCUUGCGGGCCGCAUCUGGCCCGCGGGCCGUAGUUUGGAGACCCCUGAUUUAGUCAUACCUAAACUGUUAGUCCAGGUUAGGACAUUCCAAAACACGAUACCUCAGCUAGAACUCUCACAUGACUUGACAUCACUUUUGGCUUUGAUUUGGUUUUUGUUUAAGUUAAAAGUAAUCACUUAUUUUGUGAUCUCUUAUUUCUCUGGGUAAAUUUUUUUCUCCUUUUAGAAGAUACUUUAAGAAAUCCAGCUUUGAUUUGUUGCUUUGCAAUUAUUAAUUUUUAGUGCCAAUGUCUGCCUGAUCUGAUGUUUGUUUAGCUAUUUUUGUUUUUUCAAAACUUAAUUACAUUUUUUAAAGCAUUUACAUUAUAGAACUAGGUCCCUAAACAAAAACAAUACCGUUUUUGUUUUGUUAACAAAAAAUAUCUUACUUUAUCAAACAAUAAACAAAAUAGUGUUGAAAGGGAAACUUAUGUACCAGGUACUUGUCUAUAUGCAAGGCCAAUAACUACUACUAGGACAGUUGGUUCAGAUUGAUUGCUACUGAUCUCCCUUAGUUUGAUUAAGAAAACAUUUGUUAGUUGAGUAAAAACAUUUUUAUAAAAUACAUUUUCGGAAUAAGUUCUGUUGUUGAAUCACCUGUUAGAAAACUGCCUUAUUUUUAGAGCUUUAAAUGCAUUUUAUUUUAAAAUUUAGUUUUAAAUUUUUGUUUCAAGCAUUAUUUCAGUCUUAAAUUUAUAUCACUGAAUUUCAAUGAUUGUCUGACUGUAUGAACAGUAUUUAAAAAAUGUAUUUUUACUUUUUAUAGUGCAUAUCCUACACCUAUUAAAUAAAU